Messenger RNA from Protopolystoma xenopodis, 495 nucleotides. Lineage: Eukaryota; Metazoa; Platyhelminthes; Monogenea; Polystomatidea; Polystomatidae. The record is from the annotation of a GenBank genome assembly.
AUGAGGACUUCUGUAGACGGCCACAUUGCUGGAAGGCCACUCUCGGAGGCACACAAGUUGCUGGUCUCUGCGCCUGGAGGGGCGCUCGACCUGUCACAGUAUGACUACAAGCCGCAAAUUGCCCCACCUACCAUCACGUCGACACAGACCGGCUCUGCAGACAUGGCGACGACAGGACUGAUGGCGUCCGAGGCGGCAGCCGGUCUCAGAUCGCCGACACAGUCUCGAGGAUUGGCUGAAGACACCAAUACAGACGAGGAGUGCGAGAGGAAGAGGCUGCGACGGUUUAUGCGACCGAGGCGAAACAGCAAAUUGGACAGGGUUAUCGCAUUCCUCGAGGACAAACGAGUCAAAGACGAUGCAGACAUACAUCGUCUAGACGACUUGCAGAUGCCACGACUGAGGCGGAUAUUAAAUAUCAUCUUCGUUACGCUCGGUGUCUGCUUCCUUCUAGCCGUUGUCAUCGUCAUCAUUUACACUACUCUCACCAAGUAA